AUGCUUGCGUGUUGUCGUGCUCACGUUUUGUCAUGCCCAUGUGUCGUCGUUGUCGCCGUCCUCAUGUGCCGUGCAUGGGUGGUUGCUGGCGUCGUGCCUGUCGUGGUGAGAACAGAGGAAUGGGGUGGUGGGGCAUAUGUACCCCUUGCCCAUGACGUUGCCACGUCAUGGGCGUUGUCCCUCGUCCUUGGUCCAUUGUUCCGCGCUGGGGGUGUCGUUGUCAUUAGCGUGGGCAUCAUGCGAUGUGAUGAUAUGGCACGCCCUCAACUAUCACUGACCCACACUAUAUGUAUAGCUUGUCUAUUUCCACUGGACUGGGACUGGACUCUGAAAAGUGGCUGGCAGUCCAGUGGGAGUCCAGUGGACUGGACUGGACUGGACUGGACUGGACUCCAGUGGACUGGGCAUUCUGCCAGCCAAUCUGGCCUGAAAACCCAGUACAACUUUGUAGUCCCAUGGGAGUACAUGCUUGAGAUACUCCAGUUGGCCAGGAAAUUUUUCCUCUUCAAAGGAAUCAAUGUCGAUGAUGGUGCACUGUGCAUUUUUGGUGCUGGCUGCAGCUGA
Laccaria bicolor S238N-H82 is the source of this 564-nucleotide messenger RNA. RefSeq lists its product as uncharacterized. The transcript is spliced from 8 exons. The record is from RefSeq and is a predicted model, not a curated record. NCBI's taxonomy places the organism in Eukaryota, Fungi, Basidiomycota, Agaricomycetes, Agaricales, Hydnangiaceae. Bases 1 to 564 code for a protein of 187 amino acids.